AUGACGUCGGGUCGUCAAUAUCCCCCACUAAUUUCGCAUCUCGUGGAUGUCCAUUGUCAUCCAACUGAUACGCAGAUCAUCGACGAGGAUAUAGAUGCACUUCCCCUUCGACUUUGCGCGAUGGCGUCGCGGGACUCCGAUCAGCAACUUGUAGCCGACCUCGCAAGAAAAUGGCCCCACAAAAUCAUUCCUUGCUUUGGUUGGCAUCCUUGGGUCUCUCACACUGUCUCACUUGAAAGUCCACCUCAACCCAAGGCAGCGCAUUACGCUGCAUUACUACUUCCUGAACGAAGUUCGGAUAAUGCUCUAUCAGACGAAGAGUUCAAGACAGUCCUUUCUUCCCUCCCCGAGCCUAAACCUCUAAGCGAGGUUGGGUUGGACCGUUCAUUUCGACUGCCAUUCACGCCAUUUGGAGAUCGUAACAAUCCUUCCUAUGAAAAUCGUCGUCUUUCAAGUUUCACUGUCCCCCUCGAGCACCAACUUGCGAUACUGGAGGCUCAGAUAGGAUUGGCCGUAGAGUUUGGCAGGAAUGUUAGUAUGCAUAGCGUCAAGGCUCAGCAAGCCACCGUGGAACUCCUGAAACGAUGUAGCAGCCAGCACGGAGAGGCAUGGGACCGUAUUAGUUUCGAUCUGCAUUCAUGUGGACUCAGAGCCGAAACAUGGCGCGAGAUUGAAAAAGCCCAUAACAACGUUUACAUCUCCCUCUCCGCUGUCAUCAACACUCGUUCGCAGUCGCACGAAAAUCUGAUUCAAGCUUGUGCCCCCAAUCGCAUCCUCGUUGAGUCCGACUUCAACGAUGCCAAGCACUGCGCAGAGCAAACAUGGAAAAUGCUCCUGGUUAUUGCUCGAGUUAAGAAAUGGAAAGUGGAGGAAAGCGAGGAAGAAAUAGAAGCCAGUACCAGUAAUCCCGGGGCAAUCAGGCGCAUUCGCGAUAAUUAUGGGGCAUUCGUCCGAGGCAAUCAUGCACGAGUGGUGCCGAAACUGAGUGGGAAAAUUAGGAAGAGGAACGAUUUCCCUCAUGCUGAGGAGGACUGGGAAGAUGACACCGACGAACCCGAAGUAGUCUACGGCGACAACUAG
Cantharellus anzutake is the source of this 1080-nucleotide messenger RNA. RefSeq lists its product as uncharacterized. Lineage: Eukaryota; Fungi; Basidiomycota; Agaricomycetes; Cantharellales; Hydnaceae. The record is from RefSeq and is a predicted model, not a curated record. The coding region runs from base 1 to 1080 and encodes 359 amino acids. Gene Ontology annotation, molecular function: hydrolase activity, acting on ester bonds. The transcript has 4 exons.